CUCUUCCCGAGCCCCAGGCAGCGGCAGCAAGGACUCCAUAUAAACACGGGGCUUUGUUUCAUACGCACAAACACACACACACGCGCCGCUGUGUCUCAUUUCUCUAGUCAUGCCAUGGAUAUUUUGUGGCAAUACCAGUUUCGAAUAAUUCUUCUAGGGGACUCCACGGUGGGAAAGUCGUCGCUGUUGAAACGCUUCACGGACGGAAUUUACAGCGAUGUGGCGGAUCCAACCGUUGGGGUCGAUUUUUAUGCCCGUUCGCUUGAUAUUGAGCCCGGAGUUAAGAUAAAGCUCCAGCUCUGGGACACGGCCGGCCAGGAACGAUUCAGGUCCAUCACAACUUCAUACUACCGUAAUUCCGUUGGAGGGCUGUUAGUCUUUGACCUCACUAACCGCAAGACCUUUGACCAUGUGAGGGAAUGGCACAAGGAGGUGAGUGAGCAUAUCCUGCCUCAUCACAUGGUCUACAUCCUUAUUGGCCACAAAAGUGACCUCAACAAGGAUCGCAAGGUGAGUCGGGACGAGGCGGAGCAGCUCGCCGCCGACCUGGGCAUUCGCUACGUUGAAACUUCAGCGAAAUGCAACAGCAACGUGGACCGGGCAUUUGAGCUGCUAACAAGAGACAUCUACGAGUUAAUGAAGAUGGGAGAGAUCGUUACCCGUGAUGGCUGGGACGGCGUUAAAAGUGGCCUCACUGCCAAGGUCCUCUACCCAGGUGAGGAUGACGAGGAACUAGCCACUGCAUCUGCUGAGAAGGGCUGCCGCUGCUGACUGAGAACUCUUUGUGUCCAAACACUUUCCGAUCCCACUGUGAGGUCACUUUGUCUCACAGCCACCCAUCGAAACCAAAUCACUCAGGAUUAGCACCCUGUGAUAUCACCACGCAUCAGUUCUUCACUGUGUGAUUUGUGUCCUUUCUCUGUCUGGGUUGCUCUAUGAACUCGGCAGGUUGUUUCUUGUAAUCAAUGGUAGCAUGACUUGAGGUGUUCCUUGUUUGGUUUUUGAAAGAACUGUGCCAGUGUGAUCAUGCUUUGGGGCAUACUAUGUGGCCAUUUUCUCAGUACUGGAGCAAAUGGAAUACUUAAAGGAAGACUCGCGUUUUUGCGAUGCUUUAUCUGCAGUCUAUCUCAUUCUGACAUUCUAAAAAAAGGGAUUACAUCUAAAAAGUCAUUGAAAGCUAUCAAAUUAGUUGUGUUUACAUAUACAGAUCAGUAAAUGUCACAAAUGUCACCGUAUUCAAUCCGUGUGCUCCCCCCCUUGCUUUGUAAGCUAUUUGCACUCCAGACUGACGUAGAAUUUGAUUAUUUUGUAAAUAGAUGAGUAUUGUCUAUAGAUUGAAAAUAUUUGUAGUUAAGGUAUACACAAAGAUAGAUCUUUGUAAUUAGAAUAUCCCAUUCAGAUAACGGUAUAUCGUGUUAGCAAGAGGUUCAUCUCCCAGUCAUCAGACCUAUAAAAAUGAAAGAAAGGAAUUUGGCUUUAACCUGCAGCUGUUUACAGAUACAAUAGCCAUCUAUUGGUUAUGUGAAAAGAUCAAUCCUAUACAGUGACAGACCUGAAGUCUGAGAAGCACUUACUCAUAAAAUCCACUUUUAUACAUGUAUGUGUGGCUGACUUUAUGAUGUAUCAGUAUCAGAACUCUGGUGUGAAACCAAAUUAAAAAGCAAACAAAGAUGUAAUGUCUCAUGUAUGUGGAAUUGGCAUCAAGAUAUAAAAACAUCCCUUGAAUGGCUGUCCUUUUAUUUUGAAAAUAUGAAAUUCUCUAAGACAAUUUGUGCUCAUUAAGUUAUGUGUUUAAGCUUUAGCCAUAACGAUACAAAAAGGUAUGUCCAACAAUUUCCCACUGUUUUAUGCUAUCUUAACGCAAAGGAGAAUUAGCUAUAUUGUCACAAUCUAAAAAGUUCUACCUUUAUGCCCAAAUUGAACAAAUGAAGAUACAUCCCAUGAUGAUUAAUGAGACAUGUAACGUUCAAAAUUGUGUUUUAUGCCAUUUUCUGAGGUUGCAGUGCAAUAUUUUUUUAAUUAUGUUGUCACAUUGCCACUGGAAAAAGUGCCAUAGCACCUCAAUAGUGGCAAUAUAUUCUUUAUUUCAGUUACCAGUUUUAGAUGCGAUCGACUGUAUUUUGAUAUAAAUGGUACUGCGUUGCUCUUGCAUGUAAAUAUACAUUUGAAAACAAAUUGAAGUCAUGGCCCAUGUUUAAAAAUAUUUGAAUGAGCAUACAGUUUUUUUGCCUGAAACUCAUACUACAUAGCAAGUCAAGCUGAAUAUCACGCAAUGAACGGCUUUGUGAAUAUACAUUUCAAUUAGCAUGCUAAUGGUUUAACUUCCCAAAUAGCCAAAGUACGAAAUUAUUUGUCAAAUACCUACACAUCCCUAUUUCAAAUGCAGCCUAACAAGUUGUAUGAAGAGAAAUGGCAUAGGUUUUUGAUUAUGGAAGCCUAACCAUUGCCCUCCAAAAAUGUAUAUCUUUCCCCUGGGCUCAUAUAUUUGGGGUCAAUGCAAUGAUAUUUAAUUCCAUGCAACUGACAGCACAAGCUCAAGUGUUAGCCUGACAUCACAGUAUUAGAAACGUGUAACUCCGAAUAGCUCACUAAGUGGCACACAGGGUUGUCUUAUGUUAGAUUUUUCAAGUUAGUUUUAACAUGAUAUACCCAAAUAUAUUAAACGGAAAUUCUUUCCAGUUGUUUCCUUUAAACAUGUUUAUUUGCGUUAUCUGGGUCAGGAAGAUGCAAACUAGCUGGCGUUAAUUUCUUCUCACUAUUUAGCUGUUCUAAUUUCUAUAAAAUUGUUAUGAAGAUAUUAACUCACAUUAAUCUUAAAGGUAAAAAAUAAAGCUUCUCUUAAAAUAGUUGAACAGAAUCUUCUGUUAGCUGACGUAUGCUUAAACACCAUUAAUGCAACUAACAUUUCACUGGAGUGAAGGUAAUUUUUUAGGUUUUACCUGCUUCUUCUAAAUUCUUUUCUGUCUUCUAAGCAGUAAAUUAAUUCUUUCAUUGGGAAAUUUUAAACAUCGAAACUGAUAAUCUUCUGAUAUCAACUUUGUAGUGUACAACAGACCACUUGUAGUAUAGUAUUUUACCUCAUUUAGUAAUGCCACCUGCAUCUCACAAAAACACUUUUCCACACACAGGAGCAGGAUAUUAUGCAUUCAGCAGGCUUGACUUUGUAUUUGUUUUUACUUUUUUGACUCAUGUAUUAUCCAGGAAAGACAUUGUACAAUCUUUGGUUUCAGCUAAAUAUAUUGUAAAGAAUGUAUUUUGAUAACAGCAGCAUCCCUUUAUUUGAAAUUUUUUGCACAUAAUUAAAUUAGUUUAUUUCUAAUUAAACCAUUUUAUGCUGAAAUAAAGAUCACUUUAUCCGCUAAAUGCUUUUGUUUUUGUGACAAUCAAUUUUUUGUAUGUAUUUUAUUUCAUGCAGAAAAAGACGUUGUUGAGGGGCAUUUACACUUAAAUGUUACUGUAUCUCCUUUAAAAUUAAUCAGUAAGGGUAUGUCAUCUCUGUUACCUUUCACACUUGUCACUCUUAUGUAUGAGGGUUGAAAUGUAUGAUACUGUAUAUUAAUACUGUGCUGUUAGGAAACUGUUCUCCAGUGAGCAUUACUCCUGUUCCUAACUUCGCAUUAAGAUGGCAGACUUUAGUUUAAAUAUUAUUGUUAAAAAUAUAAUAGGAAGAAAUGUCACGUUGAAAGAUCAAAUCUAUGGGAAGAACAGAUGUAUUAUUAUAUGCCUCAAAAGCCAGUAUUAAAAAAAAUGCCAAAAAUUCAAUUGACACAUUUUGUUAAUCUUACUAUGUUAACAGUGACUGCUCUGAGGGAUGAUGAUAGUAAUCAUAGUGACUUCUGGUACUAAUUAACCUUUGUCCAGUUGUUAAAAGAAAGAAAUUGCAGAAAUCUGAGUACUUGCUCCCUUUCUCUCUUAAGCAUGAGAAAAACGAUUGAUAUCAUUCUCAUGUCUACAUGCUAUUUACAGAGUGGAGGUGACUAGCCUAGCCUAACAACACUCACUUCAAGAACUCACAUCAAUCAGAAUUUCAGAAUAUGUCAAUCAUGUUUUACCCCCCAAAUAUUAAGAGAAUCAGCUGGAUGUGAGCAAACAAGGGGAAGGUCUGAAGUUACACAGCUGAAGUUUGAAUUCAUUAUGUGAAACAACAAGUAAACAUGUUCAUACCAAAAGCCUAAAUCUAUAAAGUUAAAACUCGUAUGAUUUAUAUGAAGCUAGUGCAGUCUCAAUAUUCACAAGUGCAUGGGACUAAUGCACAGGAUGAUUUACAAAUGCACAAAAAAAGAUUUUAAAAUGCACAGAAGGAUUCACACAUGCACAGAACAAGAUUAACAUGUGUUUCUGAUGCAAGCGCAAAUACAUCUUGAUUUACAAACUGCUUCUGGUCUGUGGGUUUUGCUGCAUUUGUCUGUGAAUUUUAAGACUUCCCUGACAUAGCACUUGUCUUGUUCUGUCAUUUGUGAAUUGUUCAGCAUAGUUGUGAAUCUUGUUCUGUGCAUUUGUGAUUCAUUUUAUGCAUUUGUGAGUAUUGAGAGUGUAUUAGCUCAAUGUAAAUCAUUGUCAAUUAUGAUGUGAAAAUCUUAAAUAAUUUAAGUAAAUUCUUGGUUUAACUCUUUAAUAUGCAGGAAAGAGCAUAAAAAAUGCUUAGGUAUGCUCAUAUAUUUCAUGGAAUACAAGUGAACAAUUAAAUUCAAACUGAAGAAAUGAACAGCUUUCAAAAUUUCAGCCCAGCUAUUUUUAUUAUUAGACAGGAUUCAGCAGCAAAAAUUGUUUUUAUAGUUUGACAAACUAAAGCUGAAAUAUCACUUAGAAGGCGUAGAAAAGGCGUUUUUUGCUCUUUUUCUGCUAAUUCGUAUACUUUGCAAGGUUGUUAAAUUGAGAUGGCUAAUUUCAGAUGAUGUUACAAGGUACGUUCAAGUGUGAACUAACACUGACUCUAACCCAGAGGCAGAAAACUUAAUAGUAGUCAAAUUUGUAUUUUACAUAUAUUUUUUCUCAUAAUAAGUAUGUAUAAUCAUAAAGCAUACAUUUCAUCCAUGUUCUAUUUGUUGGUGUACAGUCACAGUUCACCCAUACAAGCCAAGAAAGGGAUAAGAAUAGAUUAUUUUCGAAAGUUGUAUUGAGAGUUUCAAUAAGAUAAAUAUUGAGUGAUAAGUGUUGUCAUUGAGUUUGAGAGUUAUAUGUCAUGGUUAAGAAAGAAAGCAAAUACAAACAUUUUAGAUUAUGAAACAACAGUAUAAUAUAAACUCAUUUCUUUUCUCUUUUUUUAAACUCCCUCAAGUGAAAUGUGCUAAAUUCAGCAGCCAUUUGGCUUGUACUACAAAAUACAUUACACAGCCUUAUUCAAGAACUGUUGCUAAUUUGAUAUAUUUGAUGUAGAAUUGAAUUGCCUUUUCACUGAUGUGAUUUGACUAAUUAGUUAAAGAAAUAAAUAAAUAAAUGUCCAAUGAAUUAUCACUUGCUUUGGUUUUGCUUUGUAUAAAAAAGGAUCAGUUCCAUCUUGUAUCACAGUGAGGAAGGAAUGUGAACCAAAUUGGUUGCUGUAAAAAUAACAAACAUACAAAUAAAAUACAGUGAGAGCAAGUUGUCUGAAUAUAACCAGAUGUGUGACUUGUGUUUGUUGUUCCUGGUUUCUUUUUUAUUCAAU
Menidia menidia (Atlantic silverside) is the source of this 5644-nucleotide messenger RNA. The record is from the annotation of a GenBank genome assembly. NCBI's taxonomy places the organism in Eukaryota, Metazoa, Chordata, Actinopteri, Atheriniformes, Atherinopsidae.